CAUUCAGAUUAGGGAAAACGCAUUUGUGAAAGCGGAAGAGUACACAGCAAACAAUGGAGGAGGAAAACAAUGACAGCAGACAGCACCCAUCAUCAAGAAGUCUUAGAGUUACUUUCCUGGCAUCUGAAUGGGGAUCAAGCAAAGGAGGCCUCUCCACGUUAAACAGGGAAUUAGCAAUGAACAUUGCAAAGAACCCAAGAGUUAAGGUCAGUUACUUUGUUCUAAGUUGCAAUGACGAGGACAAGAAAGCAGCUCAAAGUCACAAAAUAGAACUUAUAAAGGCGGCAAAGUGGCCCGGCUUCGAUGAAAUGGACUGGCUCAGCUUUCCACCAAAGGAUUUGCAAAUCGACGUUGUGGUUGGACAUGGCGUUAAACUUGGCCAUCAGGCACAAAUCAUAAGGAAGUACCACAAAUGUAAAUGGAUUCAUGUUGUCCAUACAGACCCUGAGGAACUAGGGAUAUAUAAAGAAUAUACUAAUCCAAUUUCGAAUGCUCAGAAAAAGCAUGAAACAGAGGUAGAACUUUGCGAACUAGCUGACCUCGUUGUACCAGUUGGCCCCAAAUUGUACAAAGCGUUUCAUUCUUAUCUCGCCUCGUGUAAGGAAGAGCAAUAUUUCUUCAAAUUUACUCCUGGAAUUCUGGCAGAAUUCUCUGAAUUAAAACAAGGUCUAGACAAACGAGAAGUUUGUAAAGUCUUGUGUUUUGGUCGUGGAGAUUCGGAGGACUUUAAAUUAAAAGGUUUCGACAUUGCAGCUCGAGCUGUGGCUAAGUCGAGUCAUUGUAUUCUGUUAUUUGUUGGUGCUGCUAAGGGAAAACUUGAGGAGACACAAACACGUUUCCUCGAUUUUGAUAUCCUUCCCAGCCAGCUGAGGGUGCGUCCGUUUUUGGAUUGCCGGGAAGAUUUGAAAAAGGUAUUUUGCGAAGCAGACCUUGUGGUUAUGCCGUCGAGAACUGAAGGCUUCGGGUUAACGGGUCUUGAAGCCUUGUCAGCUGGUCUGCCUAUUCUUGUGAGUCGAAAAUCAGGAUUUGGAGAAGCUUUGAUGAAAGUACCAUUUGGCCGGAAUUUUGUGAUUGAUUCAGAUGAUCCAGAUCAGUGGGCCAAAGCAAUUGAGGAAUUCUGCAACAACGACAGAAGCAGUCGACUUGAAGAGUGUGAAAAACUGCGAGACUUCUACCAGAAAAAGUACAGUUGGAAAAAACAGUGUGAAUCUCUCAUUGACAUAAUGAUCAGCAUCACUCCUAACGACAAGUCUGAAGAUUGUGGGGGUGCAACAGAAAAGUCCACAUUGUCUCACCAGAAGGAAGUCAGUUACAGCCUUUGUUCAGGCAACCAAUUGGUAGCAAACAUGACACAUUCCACCCUAGUUGUCGAACCAUUUGCUAACAUUUCAGCGCAAGAGUUGCUAAGAAAUACCCACGGGUUGUUCGGAUGGGUUAGAAAGGAGGAGACAGGGAUACGAUCGAUGGUGAAAGCACUUGACUGGCCCUGGCGUUAUAUGAUCCUCAGUAAAGGAUGUCUGUACUUAUUUAGACAUUCCGACGACCAAAACUUUUGUGAGGCAGUCCCUCUCAGCAGCUUCAGAGUGUGUAAUGCCCCUAAGAAAUCUAAGUACUCGUGGGUUUUCAAACUGAUUCAUACAUUUGACGUCAAGACGUUGGUGUUCGCCGUGGAUACAGAUUUUGAUUUGAAGAAAUGGCAAGACGCUAUUGCAAGAGACAUGGAAAAGUAUUGCGGUGAUUCAUCGUGGGCAGAAGACGCCGACAGAUACUGUUCUAUCGACGAUGACAUAUCAUCCAAACGACUAAGUCGUGUCCAAACAUUCCAACCGAGAGAACGACGGCCUGCGCCUCUUCAGGGGACUAGAUGCCCUCAUUCUUGUUCAUUUUCCCCUCCUGAUCUACGGCAAAAGCCACUGCCUCCCCCUCCUGAUACAUCGCAAAAGCCAUUGCCUUCCCCUUCUGAUAUAUCGCAAAAGCCAUUGCCUCCCCCUCCAGAACAGGAGAAACCAAAAUUUGCAAGAAGACCCACUUCUGAUCCGAUGCCCGCAACACUGCCUCUCCCACCUGUGCCGCCUAGACAAUCAAGCCCAGCAACAAGGGGGAGAUUUCCAGGACUUUCAUCAGAUUCACCAGGUCUAACAACUCAGAGACUUGAGGGCGUAAUUAAUCAACUUCAAAAAGCCGUGGUAAAUCCUACAGGCUCUGCGUCCGCUUUACCAUCCCCUCCUAAAGCUGGCCCAGCAGCUCUUCUCAAACCAAUGAAGCUCGGAAGAGGUGACCCUGAUGGACAAAGCUUUAAAGUCAAACACAAGGAAGGAGUCUUUCCAACUUCAGCAUUGCUACGUGACGUAGACAAGCCGGAGGCCAGUUCCCUUCUUAAGAACAAACAUGGCGUUUAUAUUCUGCGUAAAAGCCAAACUACACGGUCAAAGAUGGCGUUGUCGGUGUGUACUGGUGACCAAAUUCGUCAUUAUGUGAUAUUCCAUGAUCAGAAUCAAGGGUACGCUCUGCAACCUGAAGGGCCAAGAUUUGAUAAACUAGAGGAAAUGAUAGAGCAUUACUACGACUUCAAUCUGCCUAAGUGUGACGCAAAACUCACGAGGCCUCACCGAUCAUGAUCAGUGCAGACGACGUGACUGGAGAAGAUUUUUAAAUUGACAAAAAAAAAAGAAAAAAAAAGCCUAUAAGUAAAUCGAGUGCUUGUUUGGAUUGCAAGCAAUGACAAUUCUUGUUUAUGCUCUUCUCUUGUACAAAGGAAAACUGAAGGCGCAGUGCAGCCUUCGAAAUAUUUACUUUAUAGCUAUAACUCACUUUCUUAUCCAGGUCUUUCAUAAUUAUGGACCUGCUCCUCUGUCCACGGAGUGGACGACCAAUUAAGUUGACUACUAAAGAGGAGCAUGCAGAAAGCCCGUACGCGUGUAGGUUUAGAUUUUUAAGAAAUAUGACAUAACUGCACAGAAAUAUUAAUCCAACUCAAGAAAUUUAAAUUAUCAAGUUUACAAUUAAUUAUGUUUACAUAAUUAUGGACCUGCUCCUCUGUCCACGGAGUGGACAGACGACCAAUUAAGUAGACUACAAUAGAGGAGCAUUCAGAAAGCCCGUACGAGUGUAGGUUUAGAUUUUUUAGAAAUAUGAUAUAAGUGUACAGCAAUAUUAAUCCAACUCAAGAAAUGUUCAUUAUCAAGUUUACAGUUCCUAUAUCGUGCGUUCGUUGAGGAACCCUUAUCCAGGGCACUCUGUGCACAUAUGGGAGUGUCCGCUCGAAGGGCGUUCCCCAAACGAAGUUCGCAUUAUGGGGGCAGUGCUAGGAGCACCAGCCCUCCACUGCCGUUUUUCGAGUUUGGUUCUUUGGACUUGGCGGCAUCGUGCACAUCAGAAUGGAGUGCAGCGUAAAUUAAUUCUCUACUCAAUUUCUUCAUGUGUUUCUUUUCUCCAUCACACAAUGGUCCCCUAAAUUUUUUGGUCUUGGCUAGAUUGUACAACAACUAUCUGCGAUAGACUAAAGGACUUCUUCACUCCAUUUCUGCCUCGUAAUUAUUUUAUGGCUGGUCGAGAAAUUACCACAGGUUUUAUCUCUUGGCCUAACAUAUUGCCAACAAAGGUUCUGGGACACGUGACUACGGAAAACAAGUUUCAAACUUUGCACUCAAU
Messenger RNA from Pocillopora verrucosa, 3651 nucleotides. RefSeq lists its product as uncharacterized. The record is from RefSeq and is a predicted model, not a curated record. Gene Ontology annotation, biological process: signal transduction. Gene Ontology annotation, molecular function: SH3 domain binding. NCBI's taxonomy places the organism in Eukaryota, Metazoa, Cnidaria, Anthozoa, Scleractinia, Pocilloporidae.